Messenger RNA from Epinephelus fuscoguttatus (brown-marbled grouper), 4397 nucleotides. RefSeq names its product centriole, cilia and spindle-associated protein b (gene ccsapb). The record is from RefSeq and is a predicted model, not a curated record. The transcript has 5 exons. Gene Ontology annotation, molecular function: microtubule binding. Lineage: Eukaryota; Metazoa; Chordata; Actinopteri; Perciformes; Serranidae. The coding region runs from base 257 to 1168 and encodes 303 amino acids. Gene Ontology annotation, cellular component: ciliary transition zone; cytoskeleton; ciliary basal body. Gene Ontology annotation, biological process: regulation of mitotic spindle assembly.
GCUGUUAGCGGACGUCACGACUAAAAACAAUCGAUUAAAUUGAAAAUUCAGCCACAUUUUAAAGUAAAAUGGCGAUUUAAUUUACGAAAUUGAUACACCAGUUUAUAAAGUCAUCUAAAUUAGACUUUUAUCUCCACCAACGGCUCAGUGAGGCGAACUAACCCCGGGAGAGGACGAAGAAGGCGGGUACGGUAGCCGAGGGGAAGCCACCAGCUGCUCUGCCAUUGGUGUUUACCGUCUACACAUUAUGGUUUAAAUGUCUGGCGGUGAUAUCAAACCUCAGAGACCUGCCUUUGUUGGAUUUCAGUUCAAAAUGGUGACCAAGAGGAUCCGCUCCGAGUACAUGAAGAAGUUCAAAGAUCCCAAAUGGGAGACAUACACUAAGUGCUAUGAGGAGAUGCUGAAGUACAGGCUGACCCGCAGGCUGCUGGAGCACACACACAACCCCUGGUUCUGGAAUGGCACCGACAGUGAUUCAGACUCUGGAGGACGGAGCCCCACUCCUCCCAGUAAGAACCAGGUACGGGCUGAGACCAGCAGAGACAGGGCGGAGGCUGAGGUGGAGGAGUGUGAGGGGGCAAGGAUGGAGAGACAGCAGGAGCAGCAGCAGGGCAGAGCCACAGGGUCUGUACCCAGGCUGCCCCUUCAAGAGGAGGAGGAGGAGAAUGUGUCUGCAGUCCAUGGCUCACAACUUAAUGGUGCUCAAGAUGCAGGAGUGCCAGAGGUGGAGAGAGAAGAACAGAAUCACAGGGAACAGGACAAAGAGAGAGACACUAGAGUACCCCGAUCACGGCAGAGUAAACCCCCCAAAGCCUCAAAGCAAACAUGGCACUCCCAGCGGGUCAGGCCUGCACCAACACGGCAGCCCAGAGACGACAGUAAGGAGAGCAGACAUCCUUUUGCUCUGUACGGUUCAGGAGAGAAGGAUGCAGACAUGGCAAGCAGGAAGACGCACAACGUCGGCCCUGUAGCUUCAACCACUGAGAUCCAUGAGUCGGCUCUUCGGGCCAAGACCAGGCGGGAGGUGGAGCGUCAGAUCCAGGCUCAGAGAACCGAGCGCCGGAGGGCCAAGUCUGCUGAUGUGGACAAGUCCAGAAAGUUGGUUCAACCAGAAUUCAACCCCUGGCUCACUGAGUACAUGCGCUGCUUCUCUGCUCGCUCUCGAUAGGACACACACGCACGUACACACACUCAGCAGAAAUAUUUACAUCAGGGUAAUUCCAGACAAAAAGACAGAAAUAAAGCCAUUACUGCCUCCCACCCCUGAAGUUUAAAUACCCACAGAUGUAGACUAGAGCACGGGGUGGACUGAUUCAUACAAAGGCGCCAAAAUGUGUAUCGCUCUCUCCUUCAGGACGUAAACUGACAAAACUUUGAAAUUCACUGUGUGGCUUAUUCCCCCAGAUGUGUACUAUCAUGUGUUUUAUAUAAAUCAAUUUUAAUACAGUAUACAAUAAGAAGCAUUUUACAGGGUUUAAGAGACUCUUGAACGAAGUGAUUUGAAAGUAGUUGUAUAAUUAACAGAUUAAUCUACCAUAUACAGAUAUUUUGGUUAGAAUGAAGAGUCUAAAAUACAGCCAUACUUUGAUGCACUCCCUUUAAACACGGUAUAUAAAAUAUCUCCACGUUUUUUAUACAGGGAUUUUAAACCAGUGGACUCACACAGGAGUAUUGAAGGCACAUGGCAGCAUGUGUGAGUUGAUUCAGCCACGUUCCUAAAAACACUUCUGAGAUCAAACAUGAAGAAUGUACAUACCUCUGUUGUAUACACAUAUAUACAAAACCAAACACACAGUUGUUUGUAUUCCAAAAAGUUGUGCUAAGCGCAGCAAGAUGGCCUAAUCAGCUGAGAGUUUUCCUCAUACGUUUGCAGCUUUCGAUGUGGAUAAGCAUUUUCUUAUUUGUGCUGAGUACAAAGUAUCGAUUGACUUACAGAAAUAUGUCUAGGAGUUUUACAGCUUUUGGUUUUCAGAUCACUCAGUGCUCUGGACUAGUUCUUGUAGAUUUACUGGUGUGUGUAACUGUUUAUGGAUUGAUCCGAGCUGACUGGGUUUAGAUUAAUAGUGAAUCACACACUCUCACAGUCAGACUCAAACUCUGUGUACAAUCAUAGCUGUGUCACGUGGCACAUUUUUGCAUGAGCUUUUUAUGUGUGUGACUGCAGGGCUUGGAUGAAUGGUCAGACACCGACUGGCAGGUUCAUUUUAUUUCAACAUCACAGUACAGUACUUGCCUUUAUGCCUCUCUGCACACAGCAGGCCUCCACUCCUUGUUAUCGUCCUACCUGGCACCUACCUCUGCCAGCUCAGGUCAGCAGUUUGUCAGACCCAGCUUCAUGGUGGUAUUUAAAGGGAAAUUUUAUAACUUAUUUUCAACCAGUUCUGUGUCAUUGCGGAGUGUGCAUUGUGUGCAAAUGAAUGUUCGGCUUCCCUUGGAAGCACCGUUUAUUUACACAAACUGCAUACACUGCGGUUUCCCUUUAAGUUUCCCUUUGAGCACAUUAUUGCAGCCUGCUUGGAAGAUCAACAAUUUGCAACCCACUCAAGGACACCUCGUGAUGAUCCCCUAACAACAACUCAAAGGGUGGACACCCUGUGGAGGCCUUGUGCACUAACUGUUGACUCUCUACUCUAUGUUCUGUGUCGUCUUCUGUUGCUCUGCACCUUCCUCUGCCAUCUCCUAUAUCAGUAGUGUGUCGGACUCAGCUUCACUGUGGUUAUUUAAGCACAUUAUUGUGUUAUAGUGUUAUUGCAGCCUGCCUGGCAGAUCAACAGUCAGACCAAAUACUCAGAGGUGCGUCACCCCUUCCGUGAGCCACUGUGCCCGCUCUCCAUCUGCAGCUAAUGCUCAACCACACCCGUGCUAAACAGUGUUUUUAACUUGAAAUUGUUUCAUAGCGACAUUUGUGUUUGUUCUUUAGUUAAUGUGUGUGUAAAGUAAUCAGUCGACCAGGUGCUAUCGCAGUGUGAGAAUGAUGUGUGUGACUUUAAAGCCAUUGGAUGACUGUGAACAGUAUGUGGACACUGCAGUGUUUCUGUUACAUACUCACUGGUCGUGGGACUCUUUCCAACAGAGAAACUGAAUAGCAAAAAAGACAUAAAGCUAAUUUAGGUUAUUUUCAAAGCGUAACAAUCAAAUGUUGAGGCCAACUUCCGUUAUCAUUGCUGUUACUAAAUAUGCUUUAGAACCAAAAGGGGAACCACAACAACAAUGGACAUUAAGCUGAUGUCUAAAUUACCUUUAGUGAGAAAUACCUGAGUACAUAUUGCUGACUUACUGCUUACUGGUUAAGGCAGCAUGCACUCUAAAGCAGGACCAAAUGAAACAGCACUUUGACAGUUAGUCACCUUUCUGAAAUAAUACGUGUACAGAACAUCUUGCUACCUGUUUAGAUUUUCAUGUGUUUUGUUCAUCUUUUGAAUCUCUCAUAUUUGUUUGUAUGUGUGUAUAUUUUUAACAUCAAACAAGGUUUUUUGUACUUACACAAGAAGUCAAAAAUUGGAAUUUGAAUCUGGUCUUUGUUAUCAUCAAGAAAGAAGAAAUCAGAUCCUAGUUAUCACGAUAAAAUCAGCUCUGUGCCAUAAAGACUUGAGAAACGUUUUUUCUCCUCUGCACAACUAAAGUUAUUGAUGUGAAUAUUGUACAGAAAAAGGAGAGCUGUGCUUUAGACAUUUAAGUUUCUCUAGAUCUUAUGUUGUUGCAACUCUGAGUUCAGUAUUACAUUACUUGCUAUUGAUUUAGUUCUAAAGUGUUUUUAAGUUAAACUGUAAUAUAGUUCAAACGAUGUGAGAUUUUGUGCAAUAUUUAAAUAUUUGCAUUUGAGCCAGUUUGUUUUUUAGAUGUGGUAAACUUCGACAGUCUCAGAAAGCAGGAGUGGAACAAGAUAAUUAUAUUAUCUUAUAAUUCCUUUAUAGUUAAAACUUUAUAGUUAAGAUUCUCUUAAUACUGUACUUACAGUCAGAUUUUCUAGGUGUAAUAGGUCAUGUAUAGAAGAAAGCCAUCAAGCCUAAAUAUCCCUUUACACCAGGACAGUGUCAUCCCACAUAAUCAUCCCACUCAAAAACUGAAUCACGCAUAAUGAAGAGUGAAGAGGUUAUAAUCAGUGGGCACCAGAAGUACUGAAGUUCCAGCUGCUGACAAACUCAAGUGUAGAGUCUGGUUUUAGUGAAAAAGCUUCUGCUGUUCCUCAUGAUAUCAAAUACAAUUUAAGUUAUCUCAUUUCAUAAUGACAUAAGGGAUGUAACAAUAACUAAAUACUGUAAAACUUAGUGAUACAUUUUCAUGUUUACAUUUUAGGCUUUUAAUAUACAGUGCACAUAUUUUAUAUGGUUUAGAGGAAGACUGUUUAGGUUAAAUGGUGUUUGUGCAAAGCUUUUAAUAAAUCACUUUUCCACUUA